Eublepharis macularius is the source of this 3895-nucleotide messenger RNA. RefSeq names its product phospholipase D2 (gene PLD2). Gene Ontology annotation, molecular function: D-type glycerophospholipase activity; phosphatidylinositol binding. Gene Ontology annotation, biological process: cell motility; intracellular signal transduction; phosphatidic acid biosynthetic process. The record is from RefSeq and is a predicted model, not a curated record. The coding region runs from base 316 to 3114 and encodes 932 amino acids. The transcript is spliced from 25 exons. Lineage: Eukaryota; Metazoa; Chordata; Lepidosauria; Squamata; Eublepharidae.
CUCGGCACCCAGGGGCCGGGCCAGCCCUCCCCCACCCCCUCUUCCCCCGGCGCCUUCCUCCCUUCCCCAGCGCCGCCGCCGGCUCCCGCCCGCGCCUGGCUAGUCUGUCCCGGGCCUGUCGGGGGGAGCAGCCCGGCUGCCACCCGGCCCCCUCCCCCGUCCCUCCCCUCUGCUCCCCGUGACUCAGGAGUGACUCAGACGCUCCAGGAAUCUGGCGGAGCGGGUGGUUUCGCAGCCACGGCCCAGCCCGGCCCGAGUCUGGCCUCCCCGACGGGACGAGACGGGCCGCGAGAAAGAGCUCGGCAGGCUGGCUCCAUGCUGACUCUGGAGAGCCCCCUUCCUGGCAGGGAGAGCAGGGAAGUCUUGGAGUCUCCUGGCGAGAGGGACAGCCUGUGGACCGGUGGGGAUCCAGGCAGCCCGUGCCCCUUUCGGAUGGUCUACGCUCUCAAGCCGCUCCGUUCCCAGGGCACUCUCUUUGUCCCAGGGCUACCUGUCACCGCACAGGUGGAGGGUACUGAGAGAUACACCACUGGGUCUAAGGUGCGGCCAAAUACCGUGUACUCCCUACGGCUGACGCAUGGGGAAUUCACCUGGACCAUGAAAAAGAAGUUCAAACACUUCCAAGAACUGCAUCGGGACUUGAUGAGGCACAAGAUUCUCAUGUCCUUCCUUCCUCUCUCCCGGUUUGCUCUGCAGGGUUCCCAUUUGGGAGGAACAUCCCUGGAAUUGCCUUCUCUGCCUCACGGGAGUGGAGGUGACGGUGCCCGGCGACCCUCCAGCAAACAGAAGCAGCUUGAAAGCUAUCUCAAUGCACUGCUGGAGAUACAGCUGUAUCGGGACUACCACGCCAUGACAGAAUUCCUGGAUGUGAGCCAGCUCUCCUUCAUUCCAGAGCUGGGACCCAAGGGGCUGGAAGGCCUGAUCCUCAAACGGUCCGGAGGGCACCGGAUCCCCGGUCUGAACUGUGCAGGGCACCACAAGUUCUGCUUCCGCUGGUCUAAAAGGUGGCUGGUGGUCAAGGACUCCUUCCUUUUGUACCUGAAGCCAGAGUCGGGGAACAUCUCCUUCGUGCUGCUCUUCGACCCGGGGUUCAGCAUUCAAGUGGGCCAGAAGCCCACCGAGACCAAAUACGGGGUCCGGGUGGACAACACGUGCAGGUCACUGGUCUUGAAGUGCAGCAGCUACCGCCAGGCCUGCUGGUGGGCUCAGGAGAUCUCCGACCUGGCGGAGAACAGAGGCCGAGACUUCCUGCGGCUGCAUCGCCACCACGGGUUUGCACCUGUUCGCACGGAGACCCCUAGCCGCUGGUUUGUGAACGGCGCUGGAUAUUUUGCUGCUGUGGCAGAUGCCCUGCUGCAGGCCAGGGAAGAGAUCUACAUCACAGACUGGUGGCUCAGCCCAGAGAUCUACAUGAAGCGCCCAGCCCAGACGGACGACUGGCGGUUGGACCUCAUUCUGAAGCACAAGGCAGAGGAGGGGGUGCACAUCUGCGUCCUGCUCUUCAAGGAGGUGGAGCUGGCUCUGGGCAUCAACAGCGACUACAGCAAGAAGGCCCUGAUGCUGCUGCACCCCAACGUCAAGGUCAUGCGCCACCCUGACCAUGUCUCCUCCACUGUUGUUUUGUGGGCCCACCAUGAGAAGCUGGUGGUGGUGGACCAAUCCGUGGCCUUCCUGGGGGGGCUGGACCUGGCCUAUGGGCGCUGGGAUACCCACGAGUACCGGAUAGCAGACCUGGGUGGUGACGACUGCUCCAACUCCAAGGGCGGGGUGGCCCCAGCUGGAGGGCAUGACGUCUCCUUUGACUUGGCCACCAACCAGCACCUCUGGCUAGGCAAGGACUACAGCAACCUCAUUUUCAAAGACUGGGUGCGGCUGGACAAGCCUUUCGAAGAUUUCAUUGACAGGAACCAGACGCCUCGGAUGCCUUGGCGGGAUGUGGGGGUGGCUGUUCACGGCGCAGCUGCGCGAGACGUCGCACGCCAUUUCAUCCAGCGCUGGAACUUCACCAAGAUAAUGAAGACGAAGUACAAAGGGCCCGACUACCCUUACCUUCUCCCCAAGUCCCCGCGAGUGACUCUGCCUCUACCGUUCCUUGUUCCAGGGGCUCAGACCGCCAGCGUCCAGGUGUUGCGUUCGGUGGAUCGCUGGUCAGCCGGCCUCAGUGAGUCAUCAAUCUACCAGGCCUACCUGAGUGUCAUUGAGGGAAGCCAGCAUUACCUGUACAUUGAGAACCAGUUCUUCAUCAGCUGCGCAGACAGGCGAUACGUGCACAACACUGUGGGGGACGCCGUUGUCAACAGAGUGCUGCGUGCUCACAGGGAGAAGAAGCCGUUCCGGGUCUAUGUUCUGCUCCCCCUUCUGCCUGGAUUCGAGGGGGACAUUGACCAAGGGGGUGGCAACUCCAUCCAAGCUAUCUUGCACUUCACCUACCGGACUCUCUGUCGUGGGGACUCUUCCAUCGUCAGCCGCCUGAAGGCAGUCAUGGGGGACGACUGGAAGAACUACAUCUCUUUCUGCGGGCUGCGGACACACGGCCAGCUGCACAGCCAGCUGACCACCGAAUUGGUCUACGUGCACAGCAAGCUGCUCAUUGCGGAUGACCGGCGUGUCAUAAUUGGUUCCGCAAACAUCAACGAUCGCAGCCUGCUGGGAGAGAGGGACAGUGAACUGGCAGUCCUGGUGGAGGACACGGAAUUGGUGGCGUCUGUCAUGGAUGGGCAGGAGUACCAGGCAGGGAAGUUUGCUCUGAGCCUGCGCCUCGACUGCUUCAGGUGCCUUUUGGGUGUGGCCUCUGAACUUGCCAUCAACAUUCAAGAUCCAAUCAGUGACCACUUCUUCCAUGAGGUCUGGCAAGCUACAGCCUUAGGCAAUGCCAACAUCUAUGAGCAGGUUUUCCGCUGCCUCCCCACCGAUGCUGUACGGUCGCUCCGGGCUCUGCGGGAUUAUGUCAGCGUGAAGAACUUGGCUUCCAUCAGCCCUCACCUCGCCCACGAACACUUGCAACAGAUACGAGGCCACCUGGUUCAGUUCCCCCUGGACUUCCUGGCUGAGGAGUCUCUCCUGCCCGCCAUGAGCAGCAAGGAGGGCAUGAUCCCCAUGGCCGUGUGGACUUGAAGGGGGGGCGGGGGGAGCCAAGGCCAGUGGGGCAGUGGUCGGAGGCAAGCCGUGGCCCCCGGCUGCCCUUCCGCCACUCGGCUUGGAGAGCCAGGCUGUCCGUCUUCAGCCAGUCCGCCGCUUUCCAUGCCCCCCUUCAAGAAACAAAGAAGAGACUAUUAACUGACCAUCUGAAAAGCCAUUCCCUUUCCACUGCCGGAGCAGUGGGACCCAAGUUUGCCCUCGUAAGGACCCUUUCCCCAGUGUGAGGGCAGUCACACACUCCAACCCCCCCCCCUCCAGGAGCUUGGAGGAAAGGCUGAGGGACCCCAAGCAGCCCGUGGCUCCCGCUCUUCCCUCCUGUUUGACUCCACGGCCCAGCACAGCGGGACCAACCCGCCCCUAGGACUCUGCUGCUUCAGAAUCAUUUUCGAAAUUGGUUGACACUACGCCUUCCAAGCGGCCUAGAACUGCCGAGGAAUAACGCUGGGAGUUUUUGUUCUGAGGCUUCCGGCAAGACUUUGGCCUGAUUUGUCCCAGCACUUGAAACUAGUUUGAAUGUGUUGGGAAGAUCCGGGUAUGACUCUGCAGCUGGCCUUGGCUCCCCCCCACCCCCACCCACAGAAUCCUGGCGCUGACCGGGGUGGGGCACAUCCUGGCUGCAUUGCUGCAGGGGACUGUAAUGUCCUGCGGGUCUUCUGGUGCUCCGUCGCUGCUGCUUCAUUGCGGGCAAAAUCUAUUUUUGCUUUCCAGGGUAGAUGUUGGCUCCCUUACGACCAUAUAGAAUAAACAUGUUUCCAUA